GAUGACUGCAAGGACUAACUAUUUAAAACUCUAAUGAGCCGCUCUCUCAUACAAAUGAGUAGCACUGAAGCUCCCACGAAACACACAACCGGCAAACGGUUCCCGGCUGCGGUUCUCAGUCACCUUCCGACACAUUUUGAAAGUCUAAGUCAUUAUCUUACGGAACUCCUUCUCCCAUACCCAUUGGUGUUUAAGAAACGAUUUGCAUUAUGCUUUCAUUUUGGAUUUUUAUCAGUUGUCUAACGUUAGUUGCGAGUGGACAUGGAGAAAAUACAGUUAUUAAAGAUGGGGAAGAAGCAUUUGGGGAAAUGUCAACGCCAAACGUAUCCCUCCAUUACCUCAUAAAGUACAACAUGCGCAAAAGUUUGGAUCUGGACCUGGACGGUUGCUACCUGCAGGUUGGCAGGAAGGAAUCUCUCCAGGAGUGUGGCUUCAACGCCACAGCCAAGACCAUCUUCAUCAUUCACGGCUGGACGAUGAGCGGACUGUUUGAGAGCUGGAUGACCGAGCUGGUCUCUGCUUUGAUUCAGCGAGAGACGGAAGCGAACGUGAUCAUCGUGGACUGGAUCUCGUUGGCUCACCAGCUGUACCCAGACGCGGUUAACCACACCCAACGUGUCGGCCUCAGCAUCGCACAAAUGCUCAACUGGCUUCAGGAUGAGCACCAGCUACCUUUGAGCAACGUGCAUCUGAUUGGCUACAGCCUGGGAGCGCAUGUGGCGGGCUACGCUGGGACAAACGUACGGGGAACUCUCGGCCGGAUCACAGGGCUUGACCCGGCAGGACCUAUGUUUGAGGGGGCCGGGGAAGGGAACCGGCUCUCUCCGGACGACGCCGAUUUCGUAGACGUCCUGCACACGUACACCCGGGAGGCGUUGGGCGUGAGCAUCGGCAUCCAGCAGCCAAUAGGGGACAUCGAUAUCUACCCCAACGGCGGGGAAGUGCAGCCCGGCUGCAGCCUCGGUGACGUGCUAGCGGUGGCAGGAAAUUUCAUGGAGGUGAUGAAGUGUGAGCACGAGCGCGCCGUGCACCUGUUCGUGGACUCCCUGAUGAACAAGGACCACAUGAGCUUCGCCUUCCAGUGCACCGGGCCCGACCGCUUCAAGAAGGGCAUCUGCCUCAGCUGCAGAAAGAACCGCUGCAACAACAUCGGCUACAACGCCAAGAAGAUGCGCAAGAGGCGCAACAGCAAGAUGUACCUGAAGACCCGCGCUGACACGCCGUUCGGAGGUUACCACUACCAGAUGAAGAUGCACAUUUUCAACAGAAAUCAUUCGGACAACGUGGACCCCACAUUCCACGUCAAGUUGUAUGGGGCUCACGACGACACAGAAAAACUCUUUGUUGACGUCCCUAACGGUGUGGGUCUGAACCUGACCAACACCUUCCUGGUGUUCACUGAGGAGGAGAUCGGAGACUUGCUGAACAUCACCUUGAGCUGGGAAGCACCAUCUGACUCCUGGAACUCUUUCUGGAAGGCCCUCAAGCAGUCCUUCUCGAAUAAGACCGCCACACCCGUUCUUGAAGUACGACGGAUCCGUGUGAAGGCUGGAGAAACUCAGAAAAUGUUCACCUUCUGUGCCCACGACAAGACUGAAAUAUCCCCGGGGGAAUCGGUGAGCUUCGGAAAAUGUCGUGAUGGCUGGGAAGUGAAACCGAGAAAAAGACUGGUUGCAUAAAGAACUCUGCUCUUCCAAGAAGCACUGCAGCGUCAUAAGGGGACCCAACAUGGAACAGCAAGGAGGACUUCUGUCUCUUUAUUUGAGCACUUCCGACUCUUUAUUUGAGCACUUUCGGAGGAGGAGGAGGAGGAGGAGGAGGAGGAGGAUCAGCAAACUGUGGCAGGGGCCAUUCUGGCUCCUGGACUGUGAACACGCCAGGAUAGUUUCCAUUGGUCGCUGUUCAUAACGACUCUGGGCUAUUUUCCAGCGUUGUAGCCAGACAACGGCAGUGAAUGCGGGCCAAACAAGUUUGGUUUGGCCGGCGGGGGCUUUCAAGAGCGUUCCUUUUUAUAUGAACUAGUGUCAACUUGGCACUGGGGAAGUAGUGUACAGAUCAGUGUCAAGAGGACAUUCACCGGAAAUGUAGUCGCUUUACUGUGUAAUCUUUUUAAUAUUUAUUUAUGCAGGUUCGAUCUGCACGACCAAGUAUUUAUCAAAUGCACACAUUUGUGUGUGUGUGUGUGUUUGUGUGGGUGUGUGUGUUUGUGCGUGUUUUCUGCCGAGCGAGAUAUCAAUACACUGUAAAUGAUAUGAAUUGUGUGUCAUGUGUAUUAGGGGAUGUGUAUAUUAAAUUUUCAUAAAUUAAACUUAUUUGUACUAAC
Molecule: messenger RNA, 2323 nt
Organism: Gadus macrocephalus (Pacific cod)
Lineage: Eukaryota; Metazoa; Chordata; Actinopteri; Gadiformes; Gadidae
Gene: lipg
Product: lipase, endothelial
Exons: 10
Coding region: 210-1679 (489 amino acids)
Biological process (GO): lipid metabolic process
Molecular function (GO): lipoprotein lipase activity; protein binding
Source: RefSeq, a predicted model, not a curated record